Molecule: messenger RNA, 1500 nt
Organism: Diplodia corticola
Lineage: Eukaryota; Fungi; Ascomycota; Dothideomycetes; Botryosphaeriales; Botryosphaeriaceae
Product: transcription factor aatf che-1 protein
Exons: 3
Coding region: 1-1500 (499 amino acids)
Biological process (GO): maturation of SSU-rRNA from tricistronic rRNA transcript (SSU-rRNA, 5.8S rRNA, LSU-rRNA)
Cellular component (GO): nucleus; nucleolus
Source: RefSeq, a predicted model, not a curated record
AUGGCCAAAGGAAACCGCGCAAAGUCGCUGGCUGAGCAGCUCGCAGACCUCGACAACCCCGCCCCCAAAGAUUUCGAUCCCGAAGAGCCGGACAACGACGCCAGCGAGAGCGAUGACUCGGGGAGCGAUGACGAGAACGCCCACGACGGGAGAGAACAUUAUGUCGAUGUUGGGAAGAGCAAGCUCCGCAAGCGCGACACUGUCCCACUGGGCCCCAAGUACGAAGGCUCCCGCGUAGGCCGCGAUGCUGUUGGGGACGAGGAUAGCGACGACCCUUUCAGCAGAGGUUUCGACGAGGGCAGCAGCGACGAAGAGGACGAUGAAGACGAAAGCGGUGUCUCUGAGGACGACGAAAUGGACGGCGCAGAAGGUAGCGGUUCUGAACACGAAGGAGAUGGCACCUCGGCGACCGAUUUCAGCGACGAAGACGACGACGACGACGACGACGACGACGACGACAUGGAGGACGCUGCGCCCAAGAGCGGAGGCAUCGAUCGCGCCGAGCUGCGCAAGAUCAUGAGCGAGGAGCAAAAGACCGUUGCCGCAACCAUUUCGGAGGCGGCAAAGGCAGACGCAGAGAAAGGUCGUGCUGUUAAAGCCCAGCGGAAGACAUUCGAUGCGCUCCUCAACACCAGGAUCAGGCUCCAGAAGGCCAUCAUCUCGACGAACUCGCUCGCUUCGCCGCAAGUACAAGUCCCUGACGACGCAGAUGACCUCAACGACCCCGUCCGCGCCGCCGAGGAGGCCGCCUGCAAUCUCUGGAACUCGCUCAACGACCUGCGCGAGAGCCUGCACACGGCGCGCACCGGCGCCAAGCGCAAGCGCGUCGAAAUCAGCACGUCCACCCCCUCCGACGAGGCUUGGAGCUACAUGCAAUCCUACGAGUCCGAAACGCUGCCCCACAGACAGAGCGUGCUGGAAAAGUGGUCCGCAAAGGCGCGCGGCGUCUCCACCCAGCCCACCAAGGGCCGCCUCACCACCACCACCGAGCAGACCAUCGUCGACGUGCUCUCCUCGCAGCUGUCCGACCCCGCCCGCCUCGUGCAAAAGACGCGCACCGCCCGCUCGUGCGCGCCGCUGCACGCCGGCACCGAGAGCGCCGACGUCUUCGACGACGCCGACUUCUACGGCCUGCUGCUCAAGGAGCUGCUGGAGCGGCGCAGCGAGGAGAGCCAGACGGGCGCCCUGGCCGGCAUGAGCUUCAACAGCGUCCCCAUCACGAGCCACUGGCAGGCCGCGCGCGAGGCCAAGACGCACCGCGCCAACGUCGACGUCCGCGCCAGCAAGGGCCGCAAGCUGCGCUACACGGUGCACGAGAAGCUGCAGAACUACAUGGCGCCCGAGGAUCGCAACGGGUGGCAGGACCGCCAGGCCGAUGAGUUGUUCAGCAGUCUGUUUGGCCAACGCAAUGCGUUGGCCGAGGAAGACGUGGAUGAGAAGGAGAGUGAUGAGGAGGAUUUGGGCGAGCAGGGGCUGUUGUUGUUUGGUGGGAAGAAGUAG